This is a messenger RNA of Carassius gibelio (silver crucian carp), 7216 nucleotides long. It is a transcript of the gene znf865, whose product is annotated as zinc finger protein 865. The transcript is spliced from 3 exons. NCBI's taxonomy places the organism in Eukaryota, Metazoa, Chordata, Actinopteri, Cypriniformes, Cyprinidae. Gene Ontology annotation, cellular component: nucleus. Gene Ontology annotation, molecular function: DNA-binding transcription factor activity, RNA polymerase II-specific; RNA polymerase II transcription regulatory region sequence-specific DNA binding. Gene Ontology annotation, biological process: regulation of transcription by RNA polymerase II. The record is from RefSeq and is a predicted model, not a curated record. The coding region runs from base 1397 to 5929 and encodes 1510 amino acids.
UGUCGGAUGUUUUAACGUGUAACACCACCCGGAACUUGUAUCACUGCCCGGAAACGACCACUGUGAGGCGAACAGAAGUACCCGAAGGAAGACGGGGGCACUAAAAAUUGACACGGGGCGGAAAAUAUUUGGCCGACCAUAAUCCGCAUAAAAAUUAAGCGGAAAACGGCCUGGAAGGGCAGUUUCGGUCGAAUAUUUUAGGGUGAGAACGCCAUCGCGCGAGGUUGAGCGUUAGCGAGCGCCAGCGGAAAUUGGGGUUUGUUUUACGGAUCGAAAACGAUGGAGAGGCCUGCGAGAGUGUUUUUCCACGGGAUGAGGAAAAAUGACCUGCUAACCUGAAAUCGGAAACCGCCUUUGUGCACAUCUACGCUUUCGGCGCCCUUUUUAGCAUUAUUAUUUUCACGCAUUGCUCUUCAAGAGGACUUUCUCCGUUCACGAGCAGAGGGAUGUGAUUGAAAAAGAGAAUUCGGCUCUUCCCCUCUCCCUGAUCCCCCUCCACAGUCCACACAACCAUCCCGAAAAACAGUCAGCGCUUUUCUUCCAACCUGCAAAGGAUUUGGACUGACAGGGCUCUGCCCACAGCAGAGAGAAGGAAGAACUACUUGGUCAUACCACUCUGCUGUGUUUGUGGUCUUCCAGCUGAGGUGCUAUAGACAGAGGUUGGAUACAUCCUGUGGACUAUCUGACCUUUCUCCUUGUCACUCCAACUUGGAACAAUUGAAAAAAAGUUGCUCAAAAGGAAUUUUCUCUUUAAAUGAAGACAUUACUGAGGAAAUCAAAAAGUGGGACCAUUUCAUUCAGAAGUUGUCAAAGGAAUACACCAAUAUCAAGAAAGAAAGACAUUCCCUCGUUGCUUCAGUUUUAAAUGGCUUUCAACACUAAAUGAUUUGCUUUGUAUAGAUAAACACAUUUUGUGAAGCAAAUUUUCAUAUGGUAUAAGUACGUGUAUUAGUAGAUUAAUACAUGGUAUUAGUACAUUAGAACAUGUUUUUACCAUUUUAACUUUAGAUAUAGUAAUAUUGAAAGACUAAUGCAGACCUGUGUUUAUUGCAUGAUAUUGUAAACCACCUUUCACCCUUUUUUAUAUUUAUAGAUUAUUAUUUAAUCCAAGACUUCCAGGGUUUAUCACAUGUAGUGGCCCAAUACUAUAACCAGAACUCUGUUCGUUUUGGAUGGACAGUCACAACAUCAGAAAAAUUAUUCCCACACAGGCAUUUUUUUUUUACUGGAGCUGCUAGCAGAUUUCUUUAAAGCUUUAUAUUGAUUAUUAGUGGCCCUAGGACCAGAUUCUUUCUGAACAUCUUUUAGGCCAGAUUACAUUGUCCUCUUUACUGCAAAAAUCAUAAAGUAACUGGUAAAAAAAAUCAUAGUAACUACCCUCAACAGUGUGAGGGAGAUGUUCCAGUUUGGAAAGUACCCUAUGGACAUUUUAGAAAUGCUUAGUGGACACCAGGCUCACCAGUUCAAAGGACUGGGGCUGGAAAGACAGUUGCAGCACCAACAACAGGUCCAACUUCAGCACCAGCAGCAGCUUCAACAGCAGCAGCAACAACAGAGUGAGGCAUCUGGUGGCCUCCUGUCUGGGCUUAGCCUUGGUUCCCUUCAAGGAUCUAGAAGUAAUGCAUUUGCGGAUUCUUCAUCCUUAUUUGCCAAAAUGAGUGCACCCCCUCCACCUCUUCCACAACAAACUCAAUCCUCAUCCUCACAAAGCACACGUAAAUCAAGCAAGAUGAGCAGCAGCAGUGGGAGUGGCAGUUCUGCCUCUGGCUAUCCACAGUUUAUACGCACAUUUCACCCUGCUGAGGCAGCUCUAGCACAGGAGCAGCUUCACUCAGGAAUGGGGCGUUUUGAUUUUGCAGGAGGAAGUACUGGAGGAGGCUCUGGGGUAAUUGGAGGAGUUGUAACAUCAGCACCACCGCCACCACCCUUGCACCCUGGCCUCUCUGUUCCUCAGCCAUCUCCUGGGCCAUCCUCAUCAUCUCCCUCCCCUUCGAGUUCAACGACCACUUCUAAUAAUCCCCCCAGCAGUAGCAGCUCAGUGGCAGGAUUAGUCGGAGCCCAGUCUGAUGCAAGAAGUUUGCACCAGCAGUUCAGUUGCAUGCUUGCUGCAAACCAAUACCUGUUUUCUGGAGUGCCCACAAAUGCCAGUUUAGAACAAUUUCUAGUUCAGCAGGGUCCCCAUAAUCAUCUCGGUCUUGCAGAUUCAAAUACAGGUCUUGCUCCUCCUCCAGCCCUCCAUCCUUCGCACUCCCAUGGCCAUCCAACUCCCCAGCCCCAACAACAGCAGCAGCAGCUGCCACCUCAUGCGUUGUCCCACCCUCACAGCCAUGCGCAUCCACACCACCCUCUACACCCUGCCCCCCAACCUUCACCUCUUGGUGGUUUUGAUUUCCAAGGUAUUCCUGUUCUUUCGUCUAAUCAGCUGGCUUCCCUAAUGCAACAAGAAGCAGGCUUGCCUUUGCCACUCCCACUCCAUCUCUCCUUACAAAAAGAUGAUGGGAAAGGAGAUAGUGGAUCUGGGGCUGGAGGAAGUGGAGGUAGUGGCAGCAGGAGAAAGAAAGCCAUGGCUGGCUACCUGCCCCAGAGAAAGACAGAGAAUAACAGUAGCAGCAGUACAAGCAGUGCUAACUGCCAUGCCAGCUCUGGGGCACAUGGUCAUGAUGGGUCCUCUGGUCUUGUGGGAGGAGGUGGAGGGGUUGGUAUGAGGGGUCUUGGUGGUGACCCCUCCUCCAUCCUCUCUUCAUCAACACCGUCCUCCUCUUCUUCAACUGUCUCCUCCUCUUCUUCCUCUGCCCCAUCUUCAAAUUCUGCUUCUGUGCUGGUAUCAAAUAUCUCUCAAAACCCCAAGUCUGAAAAUCAGCAAUCAAUGACUCCCAAUAUCACACAGCCAGAACAAGAAUCUCUCUUUCAUUGUGGAGAGUGUGGCAAGUCUUUUACCCACCUCACGAGCCUUCGCCGACACAUACGCUGCCAUGAAGAAGAAGGUGGUGGUCCCAACAGCAGCACAAACACAAACCCAAAUCAUCAGCAUCAAUCAGAUCUCCCUCACUCAACACAAGAUGGAAUUUCACAAAAUGCUCACCAUCAGCAUGAGAAUACAGACCCCAUGUCUUCCACUUGCUCAAGUCCAGAUAAGUCAUACUGUUGCAAUGAAUGUGGAAAGGGGUUCAAGAAGAGAGGACACCUCCUUCAGCAUGGCGUCAUCCACUCUGGAGCUCGACCAUAUGCCUGCUCCGUCUGUGAGCGUUCAUUCAACCGCAGAGAAUCUCUCACUCGACAUGAGAAAAUUCAUGAAGAGAAGCCCUACCGCUGCCCUGCUUGUGGCCGCUGCUUUAGAGAGAGCACUUCUUUGCUUAACCAUGCUGCAUCAGGUAACUGUGGCAAGCCAGGGAGGAGAUCUAGAAGCAGUGAUGGUAGCUCAAUUAGUUCAGUAGAGGGCAAGGUUGAAAGUGAUUUUCCAGGUGGACAAAUGGAUGACACAAAAGAAUUGGUAUUUUGCAAAAAUGAGGAUGGCACAACAGGGAUGUCUUGUGACAGUAUGUAUUCACAGGGAAGAAGUGUUAACCAAAAUCCUGUGUGCAAAACUGAAGAAAAGUAUAAUCCUGAGUAUUCGAGAGAUCCUUACCAAACAUCCUACAGAGUCGAUGACUAUCGUCGUCAACAGGGCAACCCAUCAUCCUACUCUGGAGACUCCUGUAGCAACAGCAUGUCAAGUUCAGCCCUUAGAAAAGCUCCUUUAGCUCCAACACUUCACCCACACCCUCAAAAUCAGCAGCACCAUCACCAACCGCAGUCUCAUCUGCCUCUUUCCUCACUUUUGGAUGACUCUGAAGAUGAAGUCACUAGUAGUGCCAUGUCUGCCAUUGCUGCAGCUGCUGCUGCCUCCGUCUUGCCUGCUGAGAUGAACAAUAAUGGGGGACGAGAGGAACGGAGAGACAUUAUCGGAGGUCUGUUAGGAGGGCUUGGGUUCGGGUCUAUGGGUGCCUCUUCAUCUACAUCUGCAGGAAAUGGUGGGAAUGAAGAAUGCCUGAAUGGUUCAAUGAUACCCUUAUCUCACCCCACCCAACAGCAGCCUAACUCGCAGAAUGCCAACAAUCCUAAUGCCAAACCCAAGCGGCCACGGAAGCCCAGACAGAAAAGAGAGCCGAGACCUGGUGGGGCUCCAGGAGAAGGAGUGAAACGUCGGAGAAGCAAUGGUGCUGCUGGAGAUGGUUCUGAAAGGCCUUAUUUAUGCACUGUUUGUGGUCGGGGCUUUAGCAGACGUGAGACCUUACGUCGACACGAACGUGUGCAUACAGGGGAAAAGCCAUUUCAUUGUGACAUCUGUGGUAAAGACUUUCGGGAGCCGUUUCACCUUACCAAGCAUCAGACUGUUCACUCGGGGGAGAAAAACUACAAAUGCACCCUCUGUGGAAAAGAUUUUGGAUAUGCACAGAGUCUGAAAAGGCAUGAAAAACUGCAUCUACGGGGAGAUUUCAAGCCAAGGCGGAGUAAAACCAAAUCCGCUGCAAAUCAAGGGGCACCCACUAAUCAAGAUCAAGCUGAUCAAACCAAUCAAACCAACCCUGGAGCUUACUACUCCUAUUCUCAGGAUAAAGUUCAAGGAUCUAAUGCUACCACAAGCAACCAACCCCCUCCUAAACUAUAUACUUGUGAGAUUUGCUGGAAAUCUUUCCGCCAUCAUUUCCACUUGACUGCCCAUCACCAAGCCAUUCAUGAACAUGGAGGGGAGAAACUUUUCUCGUGUGAAGUGUGUGGCAAGGCAUUUUCUUACUCCAACAGCCUGACCAGACAUAGAUUAUCUCAGCAUGGUUUGACUCGUACUGGGCCUACAACACAACCAACAGGAAAUGAUUCUAUUGGAACUGCCCCAUCUGUCUCCGAGAGUGAGGCUGCAACCAAUGCACUCCUUCAUAUAACACCUGAAAGUGGCAGUCAUGGUGUACAACAGUCCCAUUCAACUAUCGCUCUCACGCAGCAUCCUCAGCCUGCUGGUUAUUCUCCACUAUUCUACACUCCAGAAUCAGGACAUCAUAGUUCAAAUGUCACUUCUCAACCCCAACAUCUGCACUACUCAAACCCCACUAUGGGUCCCCUCCAUCUUCAACCACCAAUCACAGGGAAGCAGCUAAUGUAUUCAGGGGUUCCAAGUAACACUGUUCAUUCCACCCCACCUCAUAUCCACAUUUCACCACCCCAGCACUCUCAACAUCACCAGCAACAGCACCCUUUUUCGAUGCAGUCUCAACAUCUACAGCAAAGCCAUCAGGCCCAGGGAGAUUCCACCCAGAAGAAGAAGAAAAAAAAAAAGAAAAAAUAUAAACUGGCUAGUAGCAUGCAGUUGAUGAGUGGAUUCAAUGCUUACGAAAUUGCCAGGAGGCAUAUGUAUUUAAAACGAAGGAAGUGCAGGCUUCAGCAGCAGCAAAAGAGGAAGAAGUGGAUAGCUCAGCUGAAAUGGGCCAAGUUUACUGGAGGAGGGCUUGGUUUAAAUGUAGGUGGAGGCACAUGGCGUGUGGGGCGGUUAAGGUUCAGAGGCCUACGGUCUCUUGUUGCUCCCUUAAAGUCAUAUACUUGCCCUAUCUGUCCCUUUACCACUUUUUCAAGCCGCAUAACUCUUUCAGUGCAUCGUGUAACCAGGCAUCCACCAAGAAAACAUGGGCUUCAGACUCGCCUGUGUUGCAUAGUCUGUGGAAAACGUUCUCAAAGGCUACUAACAGCCCUCCGUCAUCGGGCCCACCACCUGUCUCAAGAGGCAUUCUCUUGCUCUCAAUGUCCCUCUCGAUUCUGGAAUGGCACCCUCCUACAGCGCCACAAAUUUGCCUGUCGGCGUGUCAGUAGAGGAAUCAGAAUGUCAAUAAAGGGGACUAAUCAACAGAAGGCAGAGGACAAGACUGAAAGAUCAACAGUAGUGACAGGUUACAGGCACUAAGUAAAUUGGCAUCUUAAGAUAGUAGAAGGCCGAUAAAAACUCAUGUUUUUGAGGCAAGGAUCACGUGCAAGUAGGCAUAGAGGACUGGUGGAAAUCGCCACACAUUCAACUCCUUAAAAGUGGUCAGACUAUAACCAAAGGAGUGCCUCGUGAAAAUAAAAGACUCCAUUCACGUGAAAACAAGCCUGUACCUAAAGAACCAUCCAUUAUAGACAUGGAUCUCUAACACGGUUUCUCCAAAGGGGAAGAAUAUUCUAGAAUAUGGAACUGUUUAUUUUUUUCUUUCUUUUGUAGCACCUUUGUUGUAAUGGUAGCAUCUCUAUCCUCUAAAAAUGCAUUCAUUAUGUAUUUUCGUAACUUUAUUUGUGCUGCAAUGAUGGAUGCAUACCGGUGAAAGUGAACUAAUUUGAACAGUAACAAUCUAUUCUCUUAACUAGUUUCUCCCAAGUAAUCAGAGCUUAACAGUAUAGCCUUUGUUUACUCUCAAUUAUACGUAGCUUUUUUGUUAAUUGUGGUGUUGUUUUGUCCCCCCCCCCAACUUUUGCUGUCUUCAUGUUAAAAUGCAAAUGUUUGACCUGGAACUGAAAGUUACUGGUGUUGGGGAGAGAAUCAAGUACAUAGUGUGUAUUCACUAUGAACAACUUCAAUUAUGACACUCCAUGUUGAAUUUAACAGUGUCUCAAAGAGGACUCGCUGCAGUGAAACUGUCAAAACGUGCAAAAUAUUCUGCAGAACUAAUUAGGAGGGGACAGAAAGGUGUUCCUUAAUGCCAUGUUCCUGUGUUUAAUGUCAUCUGUUUUUUAAGAAAAAUGUAAAGAAACCUUUGCAGGUGUUUCUAUGGAAAGUGUUAAUGUCUUUGGUUGUGAGAUUGGCUAGUGGGAGUGAGGAAUAGCCAGUCUGUACUGUACAAUGCGUAUUAUAUUUUAUUAAGUAACAGUUUGUUCUUUUUUUAUUAUUCAAAGUAUACUUUUUUUUCUUUCAUUUUUACUAUUUUAGGGGUGGGUGGGUUUGUGGCAGGGCUUGUCAUUGUAAGAUGUGGGGAAUAUAUGUAUCGGUGUGAUUUUUGUUCCCUGCCCCUUUGAUCUGUUAACCCAAACCACAGUUUAGCCCAGCUUUCCCAACACUAUUGUAUUCAUUCUCAAUACUUUACUUAGCUCUACUGUCCCAAUGUUUUCCUCUCCGUAAACUAAAAUACAAAAUAUAAAUACUAAACCGCUGUUUUCUUUUUCUGAGUCAACAGUAAUGUUGAGUUUCUCAGAAAGCAAAUAAAAAGAUAGAAAAUGUCCA